AUGAGAAACGUCAACAAUAGCGUCGAUACGGUGAACGCCGCCGCUUCCGCCAUCGUCUCCGCCGAGUCUCGCGUCCAACCGCCGUCGAUGCAGAAGAAAAAAUGGGGAAGUUGCUGGAGCUUGUACAGGUGUUUCGGAUCCCAAAAGAACAAUAAACGGAUCGGUCACGCGGUUCUUGUACCCGAACCGGUUACAUCCGGAUCAGUACCCGCUGCUCCGGUCCAAAACUCAUCUGCCAAUCCAACUUCAAUCUUCCUUCCCUUUAUAGCUCCUCCUUCGUCUCCAGCAUCAUUUCUCCAAUCCGGUCCUUCAUCUGUGUCACAUACCCCUCCCGGUUUACUCUCCUUAACCGUCAACACGUAUUCAAGAAACGAACCGGCUUCAGCGUUCGCUAUCGGACCGUACGCUCACGAGACUCGACUCGUGACUCCUCCGAUAGACUCUGCUUUCACAACCGAACCAUCCACCGCGCCGUUCACGCCGCCUCCAGAGUCAACUACACCUUCUUCCCCUGAAGUGCCAUUUGCUCAGUUGCUUACGUCAUCACUCGAACGAGCAAGGAGGAACAGUGGUGGGGGGAUGAAUCAGAAGUUCUCGGCCGCGCAUUACGAGUUUCAGUCUCAUCAAGUGUAUCCAGCAAGUCCUGGCGGUGGUAAUCUGAUCUCUCCUGGCUCGGUGAUCUCAAACUCGGGAACGUCUUCUCCUUACCCAGGUAAAUGCUCGAUCAUCGAGUUUCGUAUCGGGGAGCCUCCGAAGUUUCUUGGCUUCGAGCACUUCACUGCGCGGAAAUGGGGUUCGAGGUUCGGUUCUGGUUCCAUCACGCCUGCUGGUCAAGGUUCGAGGUUGGGUUCUGGUGCUUUGACACCUGAUAAUGGUGGAGGACUUGGGUCAAAGCUUGCUUCUGGAGAGAUGGUUUCGAGAAUGGGCUCUGGGAAUCUCACACCGAUCGAAGACAGCCUUUUUGAUAUUCAGAUCUCUGAGGUUGCGUCUUUGGCUCAUUCGGAUGAUCACGGGUCGUCGUCGAGGCAUGACGAUGGUUUGGCUGUUGGUCACAGAGUUUCUUUCGAGUUGACUGGUGAAGACGUUGCGCGUUGUCUUGCAAGCAAGCUAAACAGAGCCGGUUUAGAUGAUGGUUUACAUGAGAAAGCGAACGGCGACCAAACCGAGAGAUGGAAUUGUAAAACGAUGGGAGAAACAGAGAGCGAACAGAGUCAGAAGCUAAGAUCGUUUUCGCUAGGGUCGAAUAAAGAGUUCAAGUUUGAUCACUCGAAAGAAGAGAUGAUAGGGAAAGCAGCGGUUAGAUCGGAGUGGUGGGCGAAUGAGAAGGUCGCCGGAAAAGGUGAUAACAGUCCAGGAAACGGUUGGAGUUUCUUCCCGGUGUUACGGUCUGGAUUCAGUUGA
Molecule: messenger RNA, 1401 nt
Organism: Microthlaspi erraticum
Lineage: Eukaryota; Viridiplantae; Streptophyta; Magnoliopsida; Brassicales; Brassicaceae
Source: the annotation of a GenBank genome assembly